AUGGAGCUGAAAAUCCUCGUUUAUUUUCUUUUUUGUAAUGAGGACGUCAGUCUGCGUUCAUUCGGAUACAUCCUAGUAAGUUCUCCGAGGAGCGCAAGAUUACGCUGUAAAUGUAUCAAGAACCUGGAGCCAAGCAUGAAAAAGGCGACCAAGCCCACGGCCGCCACCUCCAGAACCUCAGUGGGCACUAAAGCCCCAGGCAGACCAGAGGGAAGCAGCAUUAUGGGCACAGGUGGCAAGAUGACGAACAAAACUCAGAGUUCAGCUCCACUACCUAAGGCAAAGAGCAGUGAUGAUCUCCCAGCGGUGAGUGCAGGAAGUGGAGCAGUGUCUGUUAGCAACAGUAACACUACUGCUAGAAACAAGAGAGGAAGCUCCUCUCAGAACACCAGCAGCACUGACACCAGGUCCAAGACCAGUUCAGGUCUUUCAGCAAGGCGUGCCAUGUCAUCCACAGCCAAGGAUCCAGGCACGACCCGAGACAACUUGCGAGAACGUACCAGAGCUAGUGUUGCCAAAAAGCUUGCUGUACCCACCGAUGCCAUGCCUCAGAAGCGUUCACGAUGCCGUACCGUAGCAGAGACUGAUUCUCGGAUUAGCAAAUCUCGUUCAGACAGCCAGAUAAGCCAUAAAGCAGUGCUGGAGUGUCAAGUGAAGGACCUGCUGGGCUUAGCCAAGAGCAAAGACCUGGAGAUCCUCCAUCUCCGCUCUGAACUUAGAGGUAUGAGAGCCCAGCUUGGUCUGGAAGAACUUGAGGCCCCUGAUCCGGAACAAGCAUCUCAAGAGACCAAGCAGCCUCAGGAGAAAGAGGUUUCUCCUGUGAUCAGUGCCACAGAUGUGGAGUCCACUCUGCUCCUCCUUCAAGACCAGAACCAGGGCAUCCUUGAUGAGCUAAAUAUGCUGAAGAGUGAAAACCGGAUGCUGAAGGAUCGUCUCAAUGCUCUCGGCUUCUCUCUGGAGCAUCGUCUAGACAGCCCUGACAAAGGUCUGCGCUGCCCGUCCUUUAGUCCUGAGCCUGUAUCUGGUGGAGGCAGUGGAGGUCACAGCGAAAACAGUGGGGGUGGUAUGCGUGCAUCUUCNGCAGAAGGCUCUGCCCAAGGCUCUACCGAGGACCUGCUUUCAGAAACGAGACGUGUAGGCUCUCCUGAUGCACUGGACAGUGAGUGCAGUGAGGCCUACCAGCCGAUCACCUCCAGCGAUGAUGCUCUGGACGCGCCCUCUGGAUGUGGAUCCUCUUCUGAAUCAGAAGGAGGGCCACCGAGCCGGGAACAUUCCCGCAGGGGCAGCAGCGGGAACACCAGUGAAGUUUCCAUGGCCUGCCUGACUGAGCGCAUCCAUCAAAUGGAGGAGAACCAGCACAGCACCGCAGAAGAACUCCAGGCCACUCUGCAGGAGCUUGCUGACCUGCAGCAAAUCACACAAGAGCUGACCACAGAGAAUGAACGCCUGGGCGAGGAGCGUGCCAUUCUGGUUGACUCCCUCUGUCAACAAGGGGAGCGUCUGGAACUGUACGGAAGACAGCUGGACUACUUCCGAGGCCUGCUUGAUGAGCAUCGGGUGGCCUACGCCAAGGAUGAUGAAGAUGCCAAAAGCGGCCGAUACGUGGAACUGGAAAGACGCUACUCUGAGCUGAACGAGGACUCACGUUUUGAGCGAGAGCAGCUGCUGGGUGUUCAGCAACAACUAAGCAGUGCUCUCAAGAUGGCAGAACAGGAGAAUGCAGAAGCCCAAGGCCUGAUGGGAGCAUUGAAGGAGCGUGUCCAUGUGGCGGAGAGAGCUGUGGAAAUGGAGCGGAGGGAGCGGGCAGUUGCCAAAGCGGAGUUGGAAGCACUGAGGGUAGUGUCCGAAGGGGAGCAGGUGGAGCUGAAUCGCUGCAGAAUCCAACUUGAGCAAGAGAGGCAGAGAGUUGCCCAGCUCCUCUCCAUCCACAACGCAGGGGAUAAGACAGACAUACGCCACCUGCUGGACAGCGAGAGAUUAGACAAAGAGCGAGCAGAGGCCAAAGCAGCUCAGUUACAAGAGGAACUGGGGCACACAUGCAGUGAAGCUGCCCAGCUCCAGGAGGCAAUUAGCAAGCUUGAGGGUGAGUUCCGAGCGUUUCGUGACGAUGUCCAGGCACAGUUAGCAGAGCAGAAGCGGCUCCUGGAGCAGCAGUGCUCUGAGCUAGAGGAGAAGGACACUGAGAUCGCUGACAUGAAGGAGACCAUCUUUGAGCUAGAGGAUGAACUGCCAACAUUGUUGUUACAAAUGUAUAACAAACAAAUUUGUCUGGUGUUGACCAAAUAUGUUUUGUUUUCAUUAUCUUAUUCCAUCCAAAAACUUCAUGAUCAGAAAUAUGACAUGGAGAAAGAGAUUAAGAUUCUUCACCGAAAAUUGCGGGAGGAAUCAGCUGAGUGGCGUCAGUUCCAGGCUGAUCUGCAAACAGCAGUCAUAAUCGCCAACGACAUCAAGACAGAAGCUCAGGAGGAGAUCGGAGACCUGCGACGCCGCCUGCAGGAAGCUCAGGAGAAAAAUGAGAAGAUGAACAAAGAGCUGGAUGAACUAAAGAGCAAGAAGCAGGAAGAGGAGCGUGGCCGAGUGUUUAAUUAUAUGAAUGCCGUGGAAAGAGAUUUGGCCGCGCUGAGGCAGGGGAUGGGCCUGAGCCGACGGUCCUCCACUUCCUCUGAACCUUCACCCACCGUCAAAACACUCAUCAAGAGCUUCGACAACGCCUCACAAGGUCCUGUUCCAGCCAGUCCUGCCGCUGAUGCUGCUGUUGCUGUUCCUGUUGUUGCUGCUGCCGCUAUUCCCAGAACGCCUCUCAGUCCCAGUCCCAUCAAAACCCCUCCAGCCGCUGCUGUCUCUCCUAUGCAGAGGCACACCAUAAGCUCAGCCAAACCUCUGUCGUCAAUGCUGGACAAGAGGCCGAGCUACACGGACCUGAGCAUACCAGCUGACCACCUCCUCCGGACCUCACCUGUAACACGCCCCAGCUGCAGCCUCCAGAGGGUGACAAACAUAGAUUCGACUAAGUCCAUAUCAGUUUCUCGCAGAAGCAGCGAAGAGUUAAAGAGAGAUUUGUCGGUAACAGAUGCAUCAACGCCAUCGUCAGUCAUCGCGUUAGGCUCGUCUUCUCCCCAGCUGUCUUUGUCGUCCAACUGCUCCUCCCCGACCGCCUCCGUCACACCCACCACACGAGGACGUUUACGAGAGGAACGGAAGGACCCUCUGUCUGCGUUAGCCAGGGAAUAUGGUGGAUCCAAGAGGAAUGCUCUGCUCAGGUGGUGCCAGAAGAAGACUGAGGGUUAUCAGAACAUUGACAUCACCAACUUCAGCAGCAGCUGGAAUGAUGGGCUCGCUUUCUGUGCCAUUCUUCACACCUAUCUGCCGGCACAUAUCCCUUACCUCGAGCUCAACAGCCAGGACAAGAGGCGGAAUUUCACUUUGGCUUUCCAGGCAGCACAAAGUGUGGGAAUUAAAUCGACACUGGACAUUGGUGAAAUGGUGCACACAGAAAGACCCGACUGGCAGAGUGUCAUGACCUACGUGACGGCCAUCUAUAAGUAUUUUGAGACCUGAGAAUCUUCUUGAACGGCUGUAUUGGCAGCUUCAGCCUUACCUCGGUUCGCCUUCCUUGCUGCGGAAUGCUACUCCCAAGAUGCUACAAAUUUCCCAGAGGUCUUAGCUGCGAACGGGGGAAGCUUGAUCGACUUCGUCCAGUGUUUUCCCAAAAUCCUAUAUGGCUGCAGAAACAGGCCAGAUCCUGCUAAGCUUCUCUGAACAGCAGUGCUUUUGAAGAGAAGUGGGAAGUCGGUGGGAUCAUGAGCCAGCAACUUCCUUUAAGAACACUGCAACACUAUUUAAAGUGUAUUGUGCCAACCGAGCAACGAAAAUGUGUAUCUCAGAAUACGAUUGCCUUUGAAAGAUGCCUUGUUUUCUAGUUUUCUCAUAAGGAUGACCUCUCUAUGCCAGUACUGGUCUUAGAUUAUCAGCAUUUAUUCCAAAGAGUGAUACCACAACAGGCUUCGCCCACAAAAAUGGUGUUUUCAUUAGCCUGAAUAAGCUCAAAUCUGUCUCGUUUGAUUUAUU
Messenger RNA from Sinocyclocheilus rhinocerous, 4068 nucleotides. RefSeq names its product sperm antigen with calponin homology and coiled-coil domains 1-like b (gene specc1lb). Gene Ontology annotation, molecular function: protein binding. NCBI's taxonomy places the organism in Eukaryota, Metazoa, Chordata, Actinopteri, Cypriniformes, Cyprinidae. The record is from RefSeq and is a predicted model, not a curated record. The transcript has 18 exons. The coding region runs from base 1 to 3558 and encodes 1185 amino acids.